This is a messenger RNA of Actinia tenebrosa (Australian red waratah sea anemone), 4417 nucleotides long. RefSeq names its product NLR family CARD domain-containing protein 4. Lineage: Eukaryota; Metazoa; Cnidaria; Anthozoa; Actiniaria; Actiniidae. Gene Ontology annotation, biological process: regulation of apoptotic process. The record is from RefSeq and is a predicted model, not a curated record. Gene Ontology annotation, molecular function: protein binding.
CUUCUCGAGCUCAAUGACGCCGGGUUGACACAAGACUUGCAGUUUGUUGGAUGAUGCCUCAAGAAAAUGGACCCAUACAGAGCUCGAUUGCUGUCGAUCUCAAACGAUAUCACAGAAAAAGAAUUUAAAGACUUAAAAUUCCUCUGUAAAGGACAUUUACCAAGUGGGAUUUUAGAAAAAGCGAAUCGUCCUGUCGAGUUGCUCGAACUCCUCGAGCAGAACGGCCUCCUUGGACCCAAGAACAACGAAUACUUGGGCGCUUUACUUGAUAAAAUUAAUCGUAAUGACUUGACAGGCUUGCUGAUAGGAGAAAAAGGAACUGACAAGACGACAGACAGGACCCUAGUAACAAUACAGGAUACUCUGCGAGACCACUACAAGAACGUGAUUGGAUGGCUGCAGCCACUUACAUGGAAUAGCACAUUCAGAAUUCACAUCAAACAGAUUUUCACUAAUCUAGAGUUAAUAAAACACAACCAACAUGGGGCCCAUGGCAAUAGACAACCCAUGUCCAGCUAUGAAGACAUGUUCCAACCCAAAAUCAAAAGGAUCCUAAUUGAGGGUAAAGCAGGUGUUGGGAAGAGCACACUUGCCUCGGAAAUGGUCUAUGACUGGGCAACUCAAGUAAAUAACUCUAGUUUCAAGUUGGUAUUUCUGAUUGAACUAAGACAGGUCAAUAAGGGAAUCAAGGAAGCUAUGUUUGAUCUGAUGUUCCCACGAGACUUUGAGGUUACCCCUGACCAACUGUACGAUUAUGUCACUCAUCAUCAGGAUGAAGUUCUCUUUAUCCUGGAUGGGUAUGAUGAGAUCAACCCAUCUCUGAUCCCUGACCUCCAUGAUCUUAURAUGGGAAAAUUUUUGAAGAAUUCCACUGUAGUGGUGACUACAAGACCAGAAAAGGGCUCCAAAUUACACUGGUAUGUGGACAUCAGGGUUGAGGUGACAGGCUUUACUGCAGAAAACAUGUAUCAGUUCAUUCAUAGAUACUUCAAAGAAGAUACAGUGAGUGCAGAAUCCUUGAUCAGUGACCUCGAGAUGAACCCCGUUGCUGAGAAUAUCGCUCGGCUUCCUUUAACUGCCUUACUGAUCUGUGCUAUGUGGGAGGAGAUGCCUCAUGUCCAGGUGCUGUCAACAAUGACUGGACUGUUUGUGGAGUUAACUCUGUGUUUAGUCAAGCGAUAUUAUUCCAAAGAAAAGAAGGAAAAUGAGUGCGACCCUGAAGAUAUCAGUACACUGGAAGACAUCCCACCAAAUCUCUACCAAAGCUUUCUCACCCUUGGGGAAAUUGCCAUCAAUGGGCUGCUUGAAGACCAGGUUAUUUUUGACCGCAAGUUACUGGAAGACAAGUGUGGUAGUCGGGAAAUAUUUGAGUUGGGUUUUUUAAGUCUGGAAAGAAGCGCUUCAAGGCUUCGACCAAAACAACUCUGUCGGUUCUUGCAUCGUUCGUAUCAAGAGUUCUUGGCUUCGUUGUGGUUGAGCGACCGAAUCAAGAAAUCGUUUUUUGACCCCAUCAUUUACGAGGAGACCGUGGUGCAUGUCAUGAAGUGUGUGACUGCUGAGUUGAUGACAGUUCUGUUCUCAUUCACUCCUGGUCUUUUGGGUAACGCCUUUGAGAAGUUUUUUGAGAUUCUCAUCUCUGAGGGCGGUCAGAAUGCAAUAGAGGAAGACAUGAAACAGUUGUUCUUUUUAGUUUGUGUGCAAGCUUUAUACGAAUCACAGCAAGGUAGUCUCGCCCCCAUGCUUGAUCAGAGUGUAGUUAAAGGAACUAUAAAGCUCAAGACAACGGAGCCAACUCCUUAUGGAAUACGCUCACUCGCAUACUUCAUGCAGAACAGUCUAGAUGUUCACACUCUUAUUUUUGAAGACAGCUUCCUGUCCAAAAGAAAUCUAGCUACGCUUGCAAGAAGUUUGUUUGACAUAAAAAAUCUUAAACAACUUCAUUUAAUUAACAGCUUUGCCACUAGUGAUGCCAUGAAAGUGUUCACAGAUAAUCUCAGUGAAAGGCUUCCCCUGGAAAAACUACUCGUAUCAAGAUCUAAGCUGCUCGUCAAAGACCUUCCCGAGGUAGUGCACUGUUGCUCCAAGCUACACGACAUUGAGAUGAAUUACAACGAGCUGUCGGAAGAGAAUUUCGGGAGUUUGCUUCAGGCCUUGAAGGCUGUUCCAUACCUGACAAGAAUUUGUAUAUCUAGAGAAAAGAUUUAUCAUGGGAAUGUGCCAUACUUGUGCUCCUUGUUGAGAGGUAAUUCUCACCUCACUCAUCUAGAACUGAACAAGUGCGUCUUCUACAGCAUCGAUGAUGUUGUUUUAAUCUUGAAUUCUCUGCAACAUGUUUUCAGUAAGUUGACUUGUUUGAYUUUGAGUGGGGCGAUAGUCGGAAACAAGCGCAAAGUCGACCUAGAAAGAGAGCCCAUUUACAAUGUCCUUGCAGAGGUACUACCAAGUUUUGAAAGUUUGACUCAUCUGGAUUUAUCGAGAAACGAACUCACUAAAUGGACUGAUCUUCAACAGUGUCUAGGAGAUUUAACACUGCUACGCUUCCUCAACAUAUCCGGUAACCGUAUAGCAGACACCGGUGUGGCAAAACUUGCUAAUGUCUUAUGCAACCUCCGUCAGUUAGAGGAGUUGCACUUAGCUUGGAAUGAGAUCACUUGUGAAGGUGCAGUGUCGUUGGCGGCAAACCUUAAAUUCUCGACAAACUUAACUGUCUUGUCACUGAAGUCCAACAAGAUUUCUGAUAAGGGAGCCAGUGAGGUGUUCGAAGCUCUGUCUAGCAUUUCCUCCAUCAGGGAGAUUUUAUUCGAUAACAAUUUGAUAUCAACAGUCGCCAUCAUCUCUCUGCUACAGCACUCGGUCAACAUGAGGAACCUGGAGUGUCUCAACUUCAAGCAAAACCUGUUGGACGAGUUAGGAGUUUUGACGCUGGUUGAAACUUUGGGUUCCUUGCCGAAGCUCAAACAGAUUCUGAUUGGGUGUCCUGUAGUUCGCAAUGACUCAGUGAAUGAGGAUGAAGCAAUGGCUUCUGCAUCUCGAGUAGAAAACCCACCAGCUACUAAUCUGAAGGAAGCAGAAUCGCCAGAUGACAGCUUUACGGAAAACAAGAAAGAACCUCGUGGGGCGCACGACAUGUACUGCUACAAAACACUAUCGAGUGACGUGUUUCUCUGUCUAAUGCAUGCGGCACACUCACAUCCCUCCCUGGAAGAGAUUUACUUGAGCAUGAAUGCAGUACCAAAAAACGUUGAUGCAGAAGAUUUCCCCAGGCUAAGGCUGUGGGCUCAUUAUGAGGGAUGAUCUCUUCGUGCUUACUGAAGACCAAGUUUAUGCGUCUAUAAUACACACGAAGAGUCCGACUCCACUGUACGAGCUGUUCCUCUGCUGGUCAGACUGGAUGGUAGCUCAAAGAUUACAGCAUCCAUAAACAAUACAUUGAUCAAAGAUCACAUUAAUGUAAGAUAUCAUAGGCCUUUUCUAAGUUCGAUAAACAGGACUCAUUCUGGUCUAGCUUCGGUACAAACAACACCAUAUAAAGCAUGAUGGACAAAAAAUGUUCGUACCGAAGCUGGACCACCAUGCACCAUGUUCGCUAUCUCAGGUAUUACAGAGUAUUACAGGUUAAAACAAAUGCACUAAAUACCCAGUAUGACGUCAGUCAAAAUCAUAAAUGAAGAAAUAUUUCAUUCAACUAUUCACUUCAUGUAGAUUCAAUAUUAUCGGGCUUUAGGUACACUUUAAACCAUGCUUAGAUGGUGGCCAAACUAGCUGCAUAUUGCAUCCACCAAAAAUUAUAUUGUUAAGAUCACCGGACUCUGUGACAUUUAAUCAACCUCAACGAUAAGACUGAUAUAGUUAUCCUCAGUAUGUGUGGAGAAAAGCUAUAUCUCAGCCAUAAAGCAAACUGGAACAAAAUCCAAGCGCGAUUCCGUAUCUGUACGUUGUUGGUCAAAAUGAACUAUUUUUUGUCACCCCUUUCAUUGCUCUCUCUCUCUCGUCAAAACGGAAUAUUUUUCAUCGCCACUAAAUCUUAAGAAAUAUUUGUUAAAUGUUUUCCAGGAAUAUUUCGUGCGCCAGUAAAUGAUUGAUUUGUUGCUGUGUGUCCGUCAAAUACAAAAAUUUCACUCAAAACACGCCAUACUGAAUUCAUCGAUGCMAUUUUUUAUUAGGACCAUAUUUGGAAAUUUGCAAACACGAAAAUAACUUUUUCAUAAUAUUUUUUAUAACAUUUCUAUACUACUUAUAAAUAGAAUAUAGCAAAAUAAGUGGGAAGCGUUAAAUGGUCUGAACAAAUUCAAAGACAGAAAAUGUGACUGUAAAAUGGUUUUCUUCGAUCUGAAUCUGUCAAAAGAGAAAAAAUGCUCCCUAUCCAAUCACCAAGCUUGAAGCCAAAAAGCAAACAAAAAACAAACAAACAAAAAAA